AUGGUCGGCAAGAAGGGGGCCGUGGCGGUCAGGUUUGAAGUCGCGGGCCGCCCCAUGUGCUUCGUGAACAUGCACCUGCCUUCUGGACAGCAGCGGGAUCUGGAGCGGCGGUCUUCCCUGGAGCAGGUCCUGUGGGAGGUCUUCCGGCGCACCAACGUGCUGGGCGGACGCCGGCCCCCCAAGCUGGGCUUCCGACGGGACGCCCCGCGCGGGCUGGCGGAGCGGCCGACGGAGGCCGGACCGGAGGGCGGGGUCGCCGGCGCGGCGUUCCUCUGCGGAGACUUCAACUUCAGGCUGAGCCUGGCGCAGAAGGACCUGCCAGUGGGGGCACCCCGGCUGGACCCGGAGGCCGUGCUGGCGCUCCGGGCCUUUGACCCCUCGCAGCAGGGGGCCACAGCGGAGCCUGUGCUGUCAACGUUCAAGGAGGGCGCCAUCGACUUCGCGCCCACCUACAAGUACAAGGUCGGCACAGACGAGUUCGACGAGAUCCGCGUGCCCGCCUGGACCGACCGCAUCUUCUUUCGCGGCGACUGCGUGGAGCAGCUGCACUACGGCUCGCACCCCGCGCUGCGCCACACCGCCGACCACCGGCCGGUGACGCCCUGUUCGUGGUGGCCAUGCCGCCGCGGCCCGACGGGGCUGCCGCGUGAGCCGCCGGCGAGCGCGCGCUCGAGGGCGCUCGCGGCCGCGGGCGCGGAAGCG
Molecule: messenger RNA, 702 nt
Organism: Prorocentrum cordatum
Lineage: Eukaryota; Dinophyceae; Prorocentrales; Prorocentraceae
Source: the annotation of a GenBank genome assembly